Messenger RNA from Pogoniulus pusillus (Red-fronted tinkerbird), 1713 nucleotides. RefSeq names its product OS9 endoplasmic reticulum lectin (gene OS9). Gene Ontology annotation, biological process: endoplasmic reticulum unfolded protein response; retrograde protein transport, ER to cytosol. The transcript is spliced from 9 exons. The record is from RefSeq and is a predicted model, not a curated record. Gene Ontology annotation, cellular component: endoplasmic reticulum lumen. Bases 16 to 1542 code for a protein of 508 amino acids. NCBI's taxonomy places the organism in Eukaryota, Metazoa, Chordata, Aves, Piciformes, Lybiidae.
UCAAGCCCCACCUGGAUGCCAACCUGUGCGAUCGAUGCACUCUGGCUGCUGCUGCUGCCCUGGCAGGGGCCGAGGCUUGGACUGGCAGAGCUGUGCCCUUCCAGCCUAUGCCCUGCUCUGCCUCCUGUGCAGUUCCUGUGUGAGGAGGGUGCUGGGGACUACCUGGCACGCGUGGACGAGCCCCAGUCCUGCUCCUACGUGCUGACGGUGCACACCCCCCGCCUGUGCCACCAUCCCUUCCUGCGCCCCCCUGCCAGCGCCGCGCCGCAGCCCAUCCUGUGCCAGCCUGCGCUCAGCCCCGCCCAGUACGUGCAGUACGUCCGGGCACAAGUCUCUGACACCAAGCGGAAGGUGGAGGAGAUCUCGGAGGAGCUGCGGACGUUGGACAGCAGAGUGUGGAGUGAGAGGGACAGCCCUGGGCACCCCCCCGCGGGCACAGUGCCAGCUGCGAGUGAUGUGCCAGCCCCAGCCAGGGACGAGCUGGACCCAGCCAAGGAGGUGGCAUUCUGGCAGCGUGUGCGUGAGGUGACCAGCAAGGGGCACAGCCAGCAGGACAGUGCCAAGGCAGAGGAACCAACCCCAAAGGCAGCUGCUGGUGCCCAGGCGGCUGACGCACGCAGGAAGAUCCAUUUCAAGGUGAUCAGGAGCCCUGGGGACCUGCUGCAGUUCAUUGAGGAGCUGAAGGAGAGCACCAAGAAGGCCAAGGAGAAGGUGAGCAAAGAGGAGGAGGAGGAGGAGACAGCAGCAGCAACCAAGGCUUCCCCACCCCACCCUGUCCCUGAGGAGCCCCCAGCGGGCGAGAAGGAGGAAGAGGAGGAGGAGGAGGAGGAUGGAGACCUGCUGGGGGGCUUCGAGAAGGAGCUGGAGGCUGUGCUGCUGCCGCGGGAGCAGAUGGCACAGCUGAAGGAGGAGGUGAAGACAGAGAUGGAGAAGGAGUUUGACAACAUCAUCAACGAGGUGGAGGACGAGCUGGAGGGGGAGGGUCUGAAGGGAGAGUUCGACCGCACCCAGGCCUCCAAGUCCUUGGCCUCAACCCUGCACCGCCUGAUGGACAAACUGGACGGAGGAGGACCCAGCCCCGCCCCGGAGAGAGAGGAGGAGGAGGAGGAGGAGGAAGAGGGCGCAGGGAGGAAGGGCACUCCCAGCCCCGCCGCUGACAACCGCCUGAGGGUGAGGGUCAGCAGGGUGGGGGCUGGCAGCGCCCCCCAGCAGGAGCCUCCCCCCCGGCGGGACAGUGCCCAGCUGCAGCACAUCGAGAGCGAGGUCCGGGAGCUGCUGGCCAAGGAGGGGCUGCGAGCAGAAGGCAAGAUCGAGAUCAAGAUCGUGAGGGCAGGAGGGGGCGAGGAGGAGGAGGGGCAGUGGCUGUCGGAGGAAGACACCAAGAGCCUCAAGGAGAUCUUCCUCAGCAUCCUGAUCCAGGGCACGGAGGAGGCGCAGCAGGAGCGGCGCCGGCAGCAGGCGCUGGAGGCCAAUUACCGCUUCGUGUGGGGGGGCCGGGAGGAGCCUCCCCCCCCCGCGGACGCUGAGGACUCUGAUUUCUGACCCCCCCCCCGACCCCCCCCCCCCAACCUCUGCCUCUGUGUCCCCUCCCCCACCGCACUGCGGGGCUGGGCACAGGACGCCCGGACAGGGGCUUGGUGCCCUCCCCCGGUGCCCCCCACCCUGCCCCCGACAGUGCCCCCCCCACACCCCCCCCCCCCCCCCCAAGCAGUG